AAACAGAAUUUGGUAUGAAACCCAACUCCUAACGAUUCCCAAACUGCACGCACACUAACCAAAUGCAUAAAUAUAAUCUAUCAAUGUCCUACACUUUGUAUUAAAAUAACCAUAUCUUUCAAGACAUGGGUUUACUUGAAGGUUUAAAAACGAUUGAUAUUGAACGGGAAUCAUUCCCAGUUUACCAAGAUUUUCUACUCCUUCCUUUGUUUGCCAUCUUCUUCCCAACUGCUCGAUUUUUUCUCGACAGACUCGUUUUCGAGGGUAUAGGAAGGCGGUUAAUAGUUAACGAAAGGCUAAAAAUAGAGACAGAUGAAAGGAACAUGAGAAUACAGAAAUUUAAGGAAUCGGCAUGGAAAUGUUUAUAUUAUCUGUCUGCAGAAAGUCUAACCUUGGCUGUAACUUACAACGAGCCAUGGUUCACUAAUACUAUCAACUUUUGGAUAGGCCCUGGCAAUCAGAUAUGGCCUGACCAAAAAAUGAAGUUGAAACUGAAAGCCGUAUACAUGUAUGCUGGCGGAUUCUACACAUACUCCAUAUUUGCUUUAAUUUUCUGGGAAACAAGACGGGCAGAUUUUGGUGUGUCCAUGGGUCAUCAUUUUGCAUCCGUUCUUCUUAUUUCAUUGUCGUAUAUAUGCAGGUUUGCUCGUGUUGGGUCGGUUGUCUUGGCUCUUCAUGAUGCGAGCGAUGUGUUUCUUGAAAUAGGGAAGAUGUCUAAAUACAGUGGAGCUGAAAACCUUGCAAGCUAUUCAUUCUAUUUGUUUGUCUUGUCCUGGGUAGUGUUUCGCCUUGUAUAUUUCCCAUUUUGGAUCCUGUGGAGUACAAGUUAUGAAGUGGUUCAAACUUUGGAUAAAGCCAAGGAAACUCCAGAGGGACCAUUAUACUAUUAUGUGUUUAACACUCUGCUUUUCUGCUUGCUUGUUCUUAACAUAUAUUGGUGGGUGCUAAUAUUUCGGAUGAUUGUUAAACAGAUCCAAAAUAGAGGCCAACUUAGUGACGAUGUUCGUUCUGAUUCUGAAAGUGAUAAUGAACAUGAAGAUUGAGCAUCAGUAUAGUAUCAUUCUAUUACCAUGUAAUUUAUUAGGUACUUGUAAAUCAUGACA
Molecule: messenger RNA, 1103 nt
Organism: Erigeron canadensis
Lineage: Eukaryota; Viridiplantae; Streptophyta; Magnoliopsida; Asterales; Asteraceae
Product: ceramide synthase 1 LOH3-like
Exons: 6
Coding region: 126-1043 (305 amino acids)
Biological process (GO): ceramide biosynthetic process
Cellular component (GO): membrane; endoplasmic reticulum
Molecular function (GO): sphingosine N-acyltransferase activity
Source: RefSeq, a predicted model, not a curated record